Messenger RNA from Aureobasidium musti, 6045 nucleotides. NCBI's taxonomy places the organism in Eukaryota, Fungi, Ascomycota, Dothideomycetes, Dothideales, Saccotheciaceae. The record is from the annotation of a GenBank genome assembly.
AUGUCGACAGAUCAGAACGCCCCGCCUCCGGUGGCCGACUCGACCCUACAACUCGACAUAGCCAAGCUUCAUGGUCUCCCCUCCGAGCAACAGGACCUAUACCUCUUGACCUUCACCUCGGACCUCGCUCGUCACGCAUCCUUCUCGGACGAAGACGGCGCUUCAGCGAACCAAGUCUGGAUCAAGAAAGAGCUUCUACAGAUUGUCGGACUCCCUUCACCCGCUCCAACACGUGUCAUUCGUAACAAUCUCGCAAACACCUUCGCAUCCCUCUUUACCAAAGGAAACCGCAAGCUGCUAUACGAGUCCAUCAACGACCUGGUUGCUGUUCUCAAUGCUGGGAAAGACAAGCCUCUAAAGGCUAAACAUGCCGCUGUACAUUGUCUGGGCGCAAUCUUCGAAGCAGCUGGUGACAGCGCCAUUAGUCUGUCUAGCUUGACUUGUGCAUCCCUCGUGCGCACCUUCAAAUCAGCGUCUAGUCAUGCAGGCUUGAGAAGUGCAGUUUACAAGGCCCUGGGUAGAGUCGUCAGAGGCAUUGGCAACUCCAUUGAUGAGUCCGUUGCAAAGGAGUUCUGGAAGUCGGCCCGCAGUGCUGCUUCGAGCGACAAGGCUCUGCUGGUUCAGAUUAAUGCUUGUUGGUGUCUUGAGCAGUUGGCCACUUACACCUCCUACUAUGACAACUCUAAUGAUUUCGAGAAGUUGCAAACUGCCUUGUGGAAAGCCAUGGAUAGUCCUUCGGUACCCGUGCGUCACGCUGCAUCUACUUGCAUGGCUGCUGUGUUUGUCAAGAGCUUCUCCGAGGCUCCUGUACGAGACGUUCUUCCUUCCGAAGAAAUCAAAAAGUCAAAGAAACAAGGAGCCGCUGAUGAUGGUGAAGAGGAUAUCGAGCGUCCCACCACUCCCGUAUCAUCCAAACCUAUCACCUCAAUUGCCUUCAGCCUGCUGGAUAUUAUGCGCCAACUGUCUACUCAGUAUUGCAAACCUGCAGCUUCGAACCGUACCCGUGCUGCUAUCGCUAUAUGCUACAAGCAGAUAUUCACUGCGCUGGGUGAGAGCGUUGUUGAAAGACAAUACGGUGUCAUUGCUAGACAUCUGUUUACCGAACUGCUCAGUCACCAGAGUCUCAUAUACCACCGCUAUCGCAAUCUCAUGACCAGGAAGUUUGUUCGCAUUAUCUUACAGCAUGUGGUUGGAGGUAUGCUAGGAGAGACAUCUCAGCUGAAUGCUGCCCGAUUCCUUAUGAACGACAUCAUCAAAGACUAUCCGCAAGUCAUCAAGGAGCGACCGGAGCCAGGAAAACAGGUGCUCACGGCCGCCUUAAGUGCUCUGGCAUCACUAAUCGACAAGCUCGACGCUGCUGUAAGCGUCGUCUCGGAAACUUGUCGUGAAUCACUAUUGCAAGUGCUGCAGCAUCCAAGUUAUACUGUUCAGGUUCAUGCUUCGAGGUGUUUGAGAUCGUUUGUUCUGGCUUGUCCUCAACAACUUCUUCCGACCGUGACAAUCUGUAUGAACAGUGUCAAUCGGGAAAUUGGUCUACUUACUGGUCCCCGUCAGAGUCCGAGAAGAUGUGCCGGAUAUGCAAACGGUCUCGCUGCUGUCUUGAGUGCUUCGAACAAGCAUCCCCUUUAUGGAUCUGUGGACGUUUACGCUCGUGUGCUGUCACAGGCCACUGGCCUACUCAAGUCCAGCAGUAACUCUGACUUGCGAGUAUCCAGUACCCAAGUGCAGGUCGCUUGGAUCAUGAUUGGUGGUCUCAUGUCGCUCGGACCCAACUUUGUCAAGACACAUCUCUCGCAGUUGUUGCUCCUGUGGAAGAACGCACUUGCACCUCCAAACAAAGAAAACAUGGCGCGACAAAGUCAACUCGAGCUGAGUUUCCUUGCUCACGUUCGUGAGUGCGCAUUGGGAUCUGUCAAGGCAUUCUUGCAUUACAACAUCAAGCUUCUGACCUCUGAUGUAUCGAGACGACUUGCGAGCAUGUUGCAGAACACCGGCACAUUCCUCUCCAUCUUGCCUGAAAAGAAGACAUCCGAGGACAUGUCACAACGACUAUCUCCAGCUCUGCAAUUGGUAGACUUUGAUCUCAUGGUCAGGCGUAGGGUGUUCCAAUGUUACACCGCUCUUGUGACUGCUAGUCCGGCCGCAGCUUCAGAGAUUGCGACUCAGUCUAACGUUUUGCCGUUAGCUGUGUCUUCAUUCGCUGAUCCAGAACGUCUCGGGCCUUCCUCAUUGAGCGUAUCUAUCGCCAGUUCUGCUGGUACACUUGACAACAUUUGGGGAGUCGGCGACAACAGCGGGUUCGGCGUGAAUGGCUUGAUCAACGGCUUGGACUAUUCCCCUCUGCCUUUUGAGAGACAGGGUGAGUCGGAAGAUCACUGGACCUCAAGGCACAGUUACGAAGCAAUAAUAGACAGGACGGUAAGAUAUGCACCACUUAUUUUCUUAGCCGCGCUGACCUUUAGCAGCNUUCUUUCACCGAUUGGCGGAGCAUGGGAGCACGAUUCAACGACUUCUUACGUUACGCCCGAUGGACCUCGAGUAUACGAUCAACCACAGCCACCAGCUACAGAAGUGGUAAACAGUGCAAUUGGCAUCUUUGCGCUAGCCUUCCCUUUGCAAUCUCCUAGGAUACAAGACAGCAUACUAGAACAAGUGAACGCCUUCCUGACAUCACCCGCUGUGCAGAAGAGCGUAGUACAGAAGACAGCACUAAGCCUCAGACGAAGUGUUGUGACUGACACGGUGGUAGNNAACUUUGUCGCCGACCCUGACGAAAGCGUUCGGCACAUCGCUGCUCAAGCUCUAGGCCACCUCUGCGAGGCGGGCGGCAAUGACUUGACUUCACGCGAAAUCAACUACCUAAUCGAGACUAUCGUAUCGAACACUGAACCUCACGUCCGAUCUGGCUGUGCCCUGGCUCUUGCUUGCAUACACAAUUCUCUCGGUGGUAUGGCAGCCAGCUUCCAUCUCAAGACCAUACUUGGUAUCUUCAUGUCUCUUUGCGCUGACCCGCAUCCGCUGGUACACUUUUGGGCACUGGAAAGUCUUAAGAGGAUUGUUGAUUCGGCCGGCUUGACAUUCUCCGGCUACGUUUCGAGCACGAUUGGGCUUCUUGGCCAAUUGUAUGUACUAGACACGCAUAACGCGGAGACUGGGCCAUUAGCUUCCUCCAACCUGGAAGUCGAGCUACAAACGACUGCUGCCAAUGUGUGCUGUGUUGAUGCCAUCAUCAACGUGAUGGGUCCAGACCUUUCUGAGAUGGCCAAGCCUCGUGGCAUGGUAUUAACUCUUAUCCGACAGUUCCAGACCGAAAAUGAUGUUCUAGUUCUAGUCGAAAGCACUAGAUGUUUAGGCAACCUCUCGAUGUAUGCCCCUGGUCAUAUGGAGUUUGAGCAGUAUGUAAAGCGCUUGCAAGCAGAUCUCGACUCUCAAUCUCCUGAGAUUCGUGACAUGGCGAUCAAAGGAUUGGCUAAUCUUAUGCGUCGGGACGCUGAGGAUAUCGUACGUGCCGCAAAUCCUGGACUCGAAGAAAAGCUUUGGGACGUGCUCGAUCAAAACCCGGCCCAGGAGACAAUCAAGGAGAUCUUCGUCAACUGGUUGUCACAGACCGGACUGACAGAUACCGCGGGCUGGAUACAGAGAUGCAACUCAGUCCUCACCAAAGCCAAGGCCCGUGUCGACAAUGCUGUCCAAGACGAGGCCGCAGCCAAAAAGGCAGCCACCACUGACCUUCAAGAUGAAGAAGUCGCAGGUUUUGCUGCUGGAGCAGGCACGAAGGACGAAGAUGCUUCUGCGCCAACAUCAAGCCAAGAGCUCAUGAGAUGGCAGGUACGGCUGUUUGGCAUGGACCUUCUCAACAGCCUCUUGGAUAGUGUCGUCAAGGAAUCGGCCAUCAAUGAAGACAUUCCUGCCUUAGCUUCGCUCCAACAGAGAGUGGCGGAUGUUGUACGCGUCGCUUUCUCCGCUUCCACUGCCAACGUUGUGGGUCUUCGCAUCCUUGGUCUGCAUAUCAUCGACCAGGUGCUAAGACUGUUUGGUGGUGUGCCUGAUCCCGAUUUCACCGAGGCCAUGCUGCUCGAGCAAUAUCAAGCCCAGAUCAGUUCCGCGUUGACUCCUGCGUUCGCCGUCGACUCGUCUCCUGAACUAGCCGCAGAAGCGAUCAACGUUUGCGCUACUUUCGUAUCGACAGGUAUCGUCACCGAUAUUGACCGAAUGGGGCGUAUCUUGAAGAUUCUGGUAGCAGCUCUUGAGACUUUUGCAGGAUCUAGCGAAACGUCUUCCAUCGGAGAGCUCAAGGGCCUUAGUCCCAAUGCUCAGGUUAUGGUACGCAUGUCGGUCUUCUCUGCAUGGGCUGGCCUCCAAAUCGCCACUGCUGAGCAGAAAUAUCUGGUCGAUGUAGUCAAACCUCAUGUUGCGAAGUUGACUCCGCUCUGGUUAUCGUCCCUCAGAGAGUACUCACGCUUGCGCUUCGAACCAGACAUUUCGAACAACACUAGUGCGACACCGUUAUCAGAUGACCUCGAGACAGUCUACGCUGCGUUGAACCGUGAGACCUUGCUGAAGUUCUAUCAGGACUCGUGGUUAAGUCUCGUCGACGCCAUUGCCAGCCUGAUUGAUGAGGACAGCGAGUUUGUAUUCGAUGCACUGGACGGCAAGACGCAAGCUGAUACUGACAACGGUAACGCUGUGUCACGCGGGACCGACAUCAACUAUCGUGAAGAACCUGUAGCAUUCUUCUUCGUGUUGUUUGGCCUUGCGUUUGAAGCUCUGGCAAGUAAGCCUGGCGCAGAUUCUGCAACUGCAAGAGCACAAAAGCUCGAGAUUCUACAAGCACUCAAGAGAAUCCUUCGACCUUCAAUUUCUGGUAACGCCAUCUACCAAGAGGUCAUCUUCAACGAGACAAUGGAUCUGCUUGAUCGCAUGGUUCUUACCGAGCCAUCAAACGUGCAGACUGUCAUUGUCGAGAUUGCGAGAAACCUCUGCGUCGGUCAUCCCUCCUCGAGACAGGGUAUGAGUGCAGAUGACCAUCUGUCGGAUGACAUUGACCAACUGUUCGAGUUGACUCGCAUCAUUGUGCUUGUGUUGGCAAGUAUUGUGCCUGGUCUGGCAGAAAGUCCUCGUCCUGUACGUGCCGACAUCUCGGAUGAAGCUGUCACGCUAGCACGCCUCUCUUUGGAUGCAUUGGUCGAUGCUUCCGAGGUCUUCNCCUCCAUUAUCAAAGCCGAUCUGCACGCAUGUAUCUUCCAAAUCUUUGUCACCAUCAUGAGCACGGGUGCGUGUCAAGCGACUCUGAUACCACAGGCAUUACCCAUCUUCCGUCGCUUCAUCAGUGGCGUUGGUGCAGACCCUGGCGAAGACACUCAAAAGCAGAUCCGCAGCACACUUUCUCGCUUCCUGAUGAUCCUCAAGAAUGCCCAGAAACGCGAGUUCGAAGCUUCUCUGCCCUGCGAGAAGAACACCAUACUAGCAGGCACCAUGCUGAUCACCUCUGCCAAUGCCGCUUUUGAGGCCAAUGACCCUGCUCUUCUCCGUUUUGUCUCUGAGUUGACGGAAUGUCUUGAUAACCCCAUGACGACAAAGAUGGCUGCUGGGUGUGUGCGAACACUACUCGUUGUACCUGUUCGCGGCGCUGCUCACCCAGCUAUCCUAUCACGUCUUCUGCCACGUCUGGUUACUUUCCUCACCGUCCCUUCUGAUCUAGAAGGCAUUGCCCAAAGCCGCACCAUCAUUGCGCAAUCCCUCACCACCGCAAUCUCUUCCUUUGCCACCGACAAGAAACUCGCAGGUUUAGCAUUGCUCAUACCUACUCUGCUUUCUCGCGCUGCCAAGGAACCUUCUGCCGUUGUGCAGAAAGAAACAGCAGCGAGGUUGUUAGAGCUGGCGGGUAAUGAUGCGAAUGCGUUUAGAGGUGUUGUGAUGAGGCUCAGUGCAGAGCAGAAAGCACUGAUGGAAAAGAUUAUCAAAAGCUCUCAAGGACCGAAACAAGAAGUUAGAGAAGAGGUUGAGGAAAAGGAACCCACUAUUGCUCUGAAGAUGAAUUUUUGA